GUCCAGCGCCCUUAGCCACCAUACCACCUGCCAGCCCCCAUAUCUUUUAUUUUUAAAACUCAACAUAUUAUUUUAUAAGCACUUACUCCAUGCCAGGCAGCGUUCUAGAAAUGAACCCAUUUGUUUUCACAUCAUCCUCAUUGGGUAGCUGCCACUUACAGAUGAAGAAACCGAGGCACAGAGAGGUGAAGCAAUUUCCCUGAGGGAGCACCCUGGUGGUGACACAGGUGGGCUUCCAGUGCAGCAGCUUCCAUGUCUACACUCCUCACCAAGCCACAGAGGGGCUGCAAAAGGGAGUCAAAACACCGGAGCGCUGGGAAUAGCCCCCUGGCGCACCGCAAAGCACACACAGGCGUCAGUGUGUCACCGUGGCACGCGGAGGGCCCGGCAGCACCCUCCUCUCACUUCUCCUAGAGCAGGCGCCGGCCCUUUGCCAGGGAAGCUGCUGCCUGCUUUAGCCUCUCUCCAGAAAGCUGCAGCUCCGCGCUCUCCCCAGACCCAACCUCAUCCGGAGAGGCCCCUUCACUGGCAGGGCUGUUGGUGGGCGGAGGGGCAGGCAGAGAGACGACUGUACCCCUUCCCCAUUUCUCAGAGAAAGCGGGUGGUGGUGGGGAGGGACCGUGAGUCAGGCCUACGGCCUGGGACAAAGGUCGGGCGGGGCUGGGACUCCGGAGGAAUUCCUCGGGCGGGCAGGUCCCUCGCCCCUCCCCUGCCCCUGCGCUCCUGGCCUUCCAGACACACCUCUCCGCACCAUGGAGUUCGACCUGGCGGCAGCCUUGGAGUCCAGCUCCAAGAAGUCCGACGGGGCGGGCCAAACGGGAGACUCCAAGUCCGGUCCCCCCAAAGUUCAGGGCCUGCCAGGUGCAGGGGCAGCUCCGAAUCCGAGGCAUGGCCAGAGCAGUUCCUCGGAUUCCAGCAGCAGCAGCAGCAGCUCCAGCGACUCUGACUCGGAGGGGAAGCCCCAGGUGGCCGGCUCCAAGCAGGACGAGAGCACCCCGGGCAAAGCCAAGAAGCCCAAGAUGAAGAAGAGCAAGAAGGGCAAGAAGGGCAAGGAGGCUGCCCGCUGACGGGACGGGCCUGGGCGGGACGCAUUAAACCUUCCUCUCCGCCUG
This is a messenger RNA of Tupaia belangeri chinensis (Chinese tree shrew), 1112 nucleotides long. RefSeq names its product chromosome unknown C19orf33 homolog (gene CUNH19orf33). The transcript has 4 exons. The coding region runs from base 753 to 1067 and encodes 104 amino acids. The record is from RefSeq and is a predicted model, not a curated record. Gene Ontology annotation, cellular component: nucleus. NCBI's taxonomy places the organism in Eukaryota, Metazoa, Chordata, Mammalia, Scandentia, Tupaiidae.